Molecule: messenger RNA, 5127 nt
Organism: Besnoitia besnoiti
Lineage: Eukaryota; Apicomplexa; Conoidasida; Eucoccidiorida; Sarcocystidae
Exons: 5
Coding region: 1-5127 (1708 amino acids)
Source: RefSeq, a predicted model, not a curated record
AUGGAAGGGAACGCCAUUCCGGAGCCACUGUGCCGCGGGCUUGCCUCUCUCCCUCCGAGCGGAAAGAGCUCGAAGGCACUAGCCCGCCCGCGAGAGGCCUCGUCCGCUGCCUCUGCUGCGAAAGACAGUCCGUUGCCGCCGCUGGCGCCCCUCUCUUUUUGUCAGCCGCGUCCUCCGCGGUCCCGUCCUCUCUCUGCUCUCGCCUACCAUCUUCCUGCGUCUCCUCCGCAGGUCCAGACUUCCAGCGGACCUCAGUCUCUGUUCUCUCCUCGUCGCGCGACUCCCUGUAAGCCCGACGCGUUCGUGGCAUCGCACUCUUUGUCGGUUUGGAGUUUGGGCGAAGCGUCUUCCUCUCCUCCCCGUCUUCUGCCGUCGUCUUCGCUCUCGUCACGCCGGAACGAUUCUUCCCGCGUCAGCUGCCUCGCCCUCGCUUCUUCUUCGCCAGGUUCUUCUCACUGUUGUGCUUCAGCGCCUUGCUUCCCCGCUCCUGCUUCCUCCGUUUUUGCGCUCCCUCCUCGCUCCUCGGCCGCAGCUCCGCCCCCUCCGCCUCGCGUUCCUUCUGCGCACCAGGUGCCCGCUCUCGGUCCUUCGCCUCAUCAGCCGUCGCCCUCUCUUUUUUCUCCUCCUCUGCUCGGCGCGACGCGAGUUGCCUGCAGGGCUCGCGUAUCAGCGCCCCGGGCCUCUCCGCAGGAUCUCUCGACUCGAAGCGCCUCCCUUUCGUCUUGUCCAGCCGCGGAGUCUCCGGUUCGGCAAGAGACCUCUACGCUGCCUCCCUCUGCACAGCCUUUCCACGGCUCGCCUCAGCUUCGGCGCCCGAUGUCUCGCGGCACGUCUCACGCCUCACUGUCGCGGUCUCACCCUACCGGGUCGGCGACGCUUUCUUCUUCGUCCUCGUUUUCCUGCCGCUGCCCUUCUGCGCAAGCCGGCCUCCGCAGACACGCCAAGCGUCUGGAGGCUGUCGACAGAAACCAAAAAGAGAGGCUUCUCCAUCUCGAGCGGCGAACCGGCGUCCUCCUCGCGCAGGCCAGCCACUGCCAAACGUGGCUGCGCUGCGUCGAAUCUGCGCAGAAAACUCUCGCCUUGCGCGCCCUUCGAGUGAAUCUCGCAGUCCCCGCGCUGUACGAGGCGCGCGCCGAGAAGCAAACGCAGGCUCAGCGCCUCGCGGAGGCGGUGGCGACUCAGAGAGCACGACUGGAGCGCCUGGAGAGGAAGCACAGAGACCUCAUUGCAGAGGCUGAGAGCCUCUCGCGCCCGCUGAACGACGCUCAUACCUCAGCAGACGAAGAAGGCGAGGACGCGGCACACGGAGACGGCGAAGGAGAGGAAGAUGAAGAGCUCCACGAAGAGAGGAGGCUGGUUGAGGCGGAGGCGUGCGCGUUGCAGAGACUACAGGAGCGAAUACGGGCCGCGCGCGCAGACUUGCAGCUCCACGCGGAGAUAAAACGAAAGCACUUCCUUGAUCAACAAGACACAGAAGCGAAAGACACGCUUCGCUGCGACCUGAGUCGGGAUUCGCCGUCGGCGCAGGAUGCAGAUCGCCUGCGGAGCGAGACGCACAGAAGUCGCGAAAAAAUAGAACAAUUCGAGCGCGUCCUACAUAGGAAAAGGAAGCGGCUGGCGAAGCUCUCCUCUGCAGUCUCGCAUCUCACGAAGAUCCCUUCGCGUCCUACGCCCUGCUCUUCGCCGAGCGGCGGGCGUCUUUCUUCCUCCUGUUUGGCCUGCGCGUCCUGCACAUCAAGAGGCGACGCUCUAUCGCCUUCCUCGUGCGCGUCGCUGUCGCCAUCCUCUCUCCCUUGCGCGCCUCCGCUCGUUCCUUCUCCACAGGGGAGGCGCCUGGCGGCUUGGCCUGCGGGCGCGGCGCCGCGCGACUCUGCCUCGAGGGAGGCGAAAGCAGACGAAACGCUCUCGGCUUUCAGGCUGUCGUCUCGCGGCGACAGCCUAAGAGGCUGCAGAGCUUCACUUUCGUCGCCCCCCUCGGCCGCUGGGAGUGGAGGACGUCGAGAGCUGAGACGGAAGAGCGAAGGCGAGGCCCCCAGCUUCCUCCUGGGGCGGCGCUUGGGAGAAGAAGACGAGCUGUUUGCGCUCGAGGCUGAAAUCACCGCAAGCCAACAAGACUUGCCUGCGUUGGAGGCAUUGCUGCAGGAGCGACUCCGCCUCGCGGCGCGCGCGACGGGGCUACGGCCAGCUGAAGAACGCGCCUCUCUUGGCUCGCUCCUCGCGUCCUCGAUUACUUCCUUCCGUGAAGCCUCGCUCUGCGGCCGCCCUGUGAGGCUCUCGUCUCCGCCGGCCUUCGCCCCUGCGUCCCUCUCACGGCCGUGGACUAUGCCUGAAGGCCAGGAGGGGAUAAACAGACACCCUUCGAAGACUCGAGAGGAAGAAGGCGACGCGGCAGUCGCAGCGCCGUCAGAGCCAGGACGCACUCACUGCGAGACACAAGCGAGGCAGGAGGGCGAAGCGGACGCCAGCGUCCCGGGAGAGAGCGGAGACUCGUCUCGCCCGUUGCAGAGGCCGGCGAGUCCAGUGUAUGUACACCCCAGCAAAGCUGCAGCCGGGCUGACGGACAGCUGCACCGAGGGAAGCAGAGCUGCGGAAGAUGCGUCGGCGGAAAUGUGCUUCUCCUUCGCCUCUUCAUAUUCGCCUUCGUGGCCUGGAGUGACGAGCGAACAAGUCGAGCGAAUGCACAGCGCGGCUGAGGGCCUCUGCGUACCGGCGGCGAGUGUCGGUACCGCUCCUCAGGUGGUGGGGGGCUGUGAGAGCGUCGCGUGUGCGCUGGAAGCAAACGUAGAGGAAAAGGGCCUCUCUCCUUCUUUGGGCCGCGAGCGCAGCUUCUCGCGAACGACGACGGCGUCGACCGCAGCGACGACGUCUGGGGUGCAUGUACACCAAGCCUUCCCAGUGGCGCUGGGCGCGAUUUCGUCGCCGCCUCCCUUCUCCUUCUGCGGAGGCCACGCGCGUCCAGCAGACCGUUCUCUUGCCGGCGAGGUUCCACUGAAGUUUAGCUUUACUCAACAGGGAGACGACGCGGAAAGAAGCUUCGAGGGCCAGACUGGUGCCCUCUCGUCGUCCCCUCGCAGAGCAACGGCGUCUUCUGUUCAAAGCUCCACGGAAAGCCUCUUCUCGCUGCAGAGCCCCGCCAGCGAGCCGCGCAAGGAGGGAAAGAAAGACGAAAACGGGCUUUUCAGCCAUCUGGCCAGAGGGGAGGUGGCGCCAGACCAACAUUUCGCGGCUGCGGAGAAGAGUCGCGUGGGGUCUAAAGCUGUGUCAGGUGCGUCGCGUUUGGGCAAGGGGGCAAGGCUGAAGAGCAGACUGGAAGGCCCGCUCGGCACGACUCCGGAGCACAGGCUUUCCGCAGCCAAGGCGACUGCAGCGGCGCCGAAGGCAGCGGCGAGGGCCGAGCGCGUCUCGCUGUCCCUCCGCCGCGGCGGCCAGCGAGACACCGGAGGAGAAGAGAAGCGCGGCACCGAGAAAGAAGAAGCUCGCGGGCGCGAGGAGCGUGAACACGCCGUUCACGGGCCUCACCUCGAGAGGCAUAGGACUGCCGCCUGUCUCCUUCGUGCGGGGCGGAAGCAGCGCCCGCCGCGCUUCCGCCGGCCUCAAGGCGGAGAAAGCGAGGGCGGUGAAAAGAGAGACACCGGCAGAGCCGCAUCGCUGGAGAGGGAGGCUCAGAAAACACCGCGUGCGAGAGAAACCGAAAAAAGGGAAGAUGGUGGAGCCGUCUCAGAGGAGACACGGAGCGGGAGGAACAUAGAGAGCGUGCUUCCAUCACAAACAACCAACCCGAGCGAAGAGACUAGAAUGCCAGGAGGAGGCGGAGGUACCGCGGCAGCUCAGCAGAGAGACGAACACACAAAACGAGAAGCCGCGAACGGCCUCGCAGGAAAGAACGAGCUGGCGAACGCAGACGCCGAGGAAGCGAGGGAAGAAGAGGGAGAGAGUCACGCACGCGCAGCGGUGCAGCAGGCACACGGGGCGGGAGAUAGAAGAUGUGGCGAGGCAGAGCUUCACGCCUGCACGGAGGCAGAUUUCUCAACGAGGAGAGAGGGGGUCUCCACAGUGAAGGAGUUCACGGCUGGCGAGAAGGAUGAAGAACAAAGGCUACGAUUUGUCGCAUGUGGCGCAGCGAGCGACCGGCCGUUGCCAGCCUUGGGCGGAGCUGAGGCGGGCGUCAGCGGUCCAUGCAGUUCUGAAGAAACACCUGGCGGCCGAAGCGCCCCAGAAAAAGAUGGCCAAAACGGUGGCAGGCCCCUCUUCAAACCAGACAGAGAGCCAAGAGAAACAACGUUCAGAAGAGAGGAAUGCGGAGACGCAGAAGACGCCGAGACACUCGAGGAGGAUGCCGCGGGCGUCCACGCGAACGGGAAAGCAGAAGAAGACGAGGCGGAGGGAGGGGCGCUGAGAGAGCGACGGGAAGAAGAGGACGCGCGGGAGGCGCGACCGGCAGCGUCACGCAGAAACGAAGCAGAGAGCGAGCCUGGAGAGCUGGAGCCUAAGCGCGAAGGUGGCAGCAGCCAGCGACGCAGAGGAGAAGAAGAUGAAAUGGAGAGUGAAGAGAGAGAGAUCCCGAGUCCUGUGGUGCAAGCAGCCUUUGAAGUCUCGACAGACUUCGCCUUUGUCUCAGAAGAAGAUCGCCCGCCCCUUUGCAGAGAGGCGAAGUGGGCCCCGCCAGCCGCGCUCUCUCCUCUGCUCCUUCAGCGACAGGCCCUGUCUUCUUCGGCGGCGACGAAGGCUGAGGACUUUCCGCUGCCGAUUCCAGCGGGUGAGAACCUGGACAAAGUCGCGGCUUGCGAGGCCUUGCCCUCCGCGUCUCCGGCUUCGUUUUCUUCUCUCUCUGAAGUGGAAGCGGACGGCGCGGGCCGCCUUGGCGACAGCCUUUCCUCGUGUCACUUUUUGCUCAGUUCCUCGUCGCCUUCUCUGUCUUCGUAUGUGUCUUCUCCCUCGCGGCGUGCGUCGCCUGCCUUCUCUUCUCCGUCGACACCCUCCGGCGCGAAUCCGGAAUUUUCUCCCUCGCUUGCAGCCACGCCGCGUGCCGCCAGUCCUGUCUUCGCGCCGCGCGACUCUUCGCUUCCGUCGUCGCUGCCCGCCUUCGUCGGUUCCUCUGCGGCCUCGCCUCGAGCCUCUUCCGUCUAA